AUGGCGCCGCGCCGGGCAGCAGCGGCGCUCCCCUCUGCCGCCCUCCUCCUUCUGUCGCUGCUGCUGGCGGUGGCGAGCGCGGGGUUGAGCGGCUACUUCGGCACCAAGUCCCGCUACGAGGAGGUGAACCCCCACCUCCUGCGGGACCCGCUGUCGCUGGGUCCCGCCGCGGCCGGGUCGCGGCUGCCCGCCGCCUGCGCGCCGCUGCAGCUCCGCGCCCUGCUCCGCCACGGCACCCGCUACCCCACGGCCGGGCAGAUCCGCCGCCUGGGCGAGCUGCACGCCCGCCUCCUCCGCCUCCCCGCCGCCGCCGUAGCAUCCUGCCCCGUCGCCGCCGACCUGGCCGCCUGGCAGAUGUGGUAUGAGGAGAGCCUCGACGGGCGGCUGGCGCCGCAGGGCCGGCGCGACAUGGAGCACCUGGCUCGCCGCUUGGCCGCCCGCUUUCCCGCCCUCUUCGCCGCCCGCCGCCGCCUGGUGCUGGCCAGCAGCUCCAAGCACCGCUGCCUGCAGAGCGGCGCCGCCUUCCGCCGCGGGCUCGGGCCUUCCCUCAGCCUCGGCAGCGACGAGGUGGAAGUUGAAGUUAACGAUUCCUUGAUGCGGUUUUUCGAUCACUGCGCCAAGUUUGUUGCCUUGGUGGAAGAGAAUGAUGUGGCGAUGUGCCAGGUGAAUGCCUUCAAAGAGGGGCCGGAGAUGAAGAAGGUCUUGGAGAAGGUCGCGAGUGCCUUGUGUUUGCCAGUGGAGGAGUUGAACGCAGAUCUUGUUCAAGUGGCUUUUCUCACCUGCUCAUACGAGUUGGCUAUAAAAAAUGUGACCUCCCCAUGGUGUUCACUCUUCAGUGAAGAAGAUGCCAAGGUACUGGAAUACCUGAAUGACCUGAAGCAAUACUGGAAGAGAGGAUAUGGCUAUGACAUCAAUAGUCGCUCCAGCUGCAUUUUAUUCCAAGAUAUCUUCCAGCAUUUGGACAAAGCAGUGGAAGAGAGCAAAAGUUCAAAACCUGUUUCUUCACCUUUGAUUGUACAAGUUGGACAUGCAGAGACACUUCAGCCACUGCUUGCCCUUAUGGGUUUCUUCAAAGAUGACGAGCCUCUCAAGGCAAACAAUUACAUCAGACAAACGGAUCGGAAAUUUCGCAGUGGCCGGAUUGUGCCUUAUGCAGCCAACCUGGUAUUUGUGCUUUACCACUGUGAUCAAGUGAAAACCUCUAAAGAAGAGUAUCAAGUGCAGAUGCUGUUGAAUGAAAAACUGAUGGUGUUUCAUCACUCGAAUGAAACCAUCUCUACUUAUGCGGACCUCAAGGACUAUUACAAGGACAUCCUGGAAAACUGCCACUUCAAAGAAGAAUGUGAAUUACCAAAAGUUAAUAUGACUGCUAUUGAUGAACUUUGAGGGAAUGAGAUGGAGUGGGUGUUCUGCAAAUUGACCUUGGUUCCGUUCGACAGGCGUUGUGAACAAGCACUUUUGAUGAUUUGCUGCUGCUGUGUUGACUUUCUAAACUUGCAGAGUGAUGGGUUGUCUCAGUUAGCUCAAUGCACUGUUUAUUUAUUACAUAAGCAGAAUUACAAAAACAAAUGCUGUAACAGGGAUGUUUCUGAGCAUUUGUAACAAAUAUGUGAUGCAAGAUGAAGCGUACCUGUAUGUUUAUACGUACGAAUAAGUAAUUUCAUUGGUCAUUCCUCUUACGAAUGUGCUGUAGCUGGAUUUAAGAGCUGGGGCAACUUUUGCCAGAGCUGAAGGUGG
Messenger RNA from Gavia stellata (red-throated loon), 1737 nucleotides. It is a transcript of the gene MINPP1, whose product is annotated as multiple inositol-polyphosphate phosphatase 1. NCBI's taxonomy places the organism in Eukaryota, Metazoa, Chordata, Aves, Gaviiformes, Gaviidae. Bases 1 to 1386 code for a protein of 461 amino acids. The transcript has 5 exons. The record is from RefSeq and is a predicted model, not a curated record. Gene Ontology annotation, molecular function: inositol phosphate phosphatase activity; acid phosphatase activity.